Molecule: messenger RNA, 929 nt
Organism: Pseudomyrmex gracilis
Lineage: Eukaryota; Metazoa; Arthropoda; Insecta; Hymenoptera; Formicidae
Gene: EMC5
Product: membrane magnesium transporter 1
Exons: 3
Coding region: 129-488 (119 amino acids)
Cellular component (GO): EMC complex; Golgi apparatus; plasma membrane
Source: RefSeq, a predicted model, not a curated record
CAAUAUGGCGGCGCCCAAUACAACGCAAUAACGCUGAUAACGCGUUUGAAAUCGAACGCAUCCGGUGUGCAUUACUGCAAUAAACUGCGGAAUUUCAAUACGCGAAAUCUGUGAUAUUAUUUAUCAACAUGUCUGCUACGGCUAUGCAUAAAUUUAUAACUUUUGUAGGAUUUAUGUCUAUAUUACACGCAGCUUAUUCCGCAGCACAACAUCGUUCCUACUUGCGGAUUACUGAACAGGAAUUUACUACUUUGCCAAUUGAUAUCUUAAUCCAAGGUAUAGUCAGUUUAUUUAUUGUCAUGUACGGAGUUAUGUACAUUGCCGGUGAUUUCAAAGAAAUUCGAGCAGUUGUCGAUUUGGAAAAUAAAUCUUGGGAAACAUUGAGGAAUCUGCCAUCAUUUCAAGUAUUUAAUCAUCGUGGAAGAGUUCUUUCACCACUGCAUAUUCGAGAUGAAACGAUUUCUCAAACUGAUCAUCAUCAUCAUUAGUUAUAUAUAAAAUAAAUGCAAACAUUUGUUGAUUAUUAUGUAACAUCUGUAGCUUAGUAAAAUUUUUUACACAUCAUGUAAAAUAUCGCAUAUUUAAAAGAAUUUAAUAUAUAAAAAUUUAGCAUCAUUAUUAAUCACAAUACAGCUUGAAUAUUUGUAUAGAUAUGAGAUUUAAUUAAUCAUGUACUAUACUAAACCAACAUUGAUACCAGAAAUUGUGAUCUUCUGUAAUCACAUAACUUAAAUUGUGAACUUUACACGAGGAACAAGUUUUGUAUACAUGUUUCACAUAAUUUUGAAAUACGAAUAUGUAAAAAGUCUUACAGGUUUAGAAUGUUUCUCAUUUGUCUAUAUGUCGUCUUAAAUGUGUACUUCAUUUAUUUUAUAAGAAAAAUUAAUAAGAUACAAUAAAAGCGUGCACAAUGGGGUACAAUGACAUCA